AAAGGGGGCCUUUAAGCGUCUGCGUUGCAUAGAAACAGAAAUUCUCCGAAGGAAGCUGUUGCUACAAAAACAUGAAGAUGCUAACUACAACGUUUUGAAAACUAGCGUUUUGCCAACGAUAGCGUUUUUCUACUUAUUUUGCUAUACUACUGACCGCUAAAGCAGGUUGCUAGAUAUAGCAUUAUAUCAGGGACAUAGCAAUAUCCCCGACUGUGUGUUAUGUAAGCUACCCUAACAAGUAGCCACUGCACUGGCUAGGCUAACGUUACUGUAGAUAGCUAACCAACGUCGGGUUGAAAACAUGCCCGUUUCGACAGCUAGCUAAUAAGUUAACUUAGACAUGACUUCGAAUGGGUUUCGGUCAUAUUUUAAGUGAAUGAAUGCAAAUAUGUGUAGCUAUAUCUAGUUAGUUAGCUAACGUUAAGCGGUUACUUGCCGUUAAUCACAGACUAAGUGCAUUUCUUUUGCUAGCUAACUUCUAGCCACGUACUUUACUGUAGCUAGCUAACGUUAGUUUACGUUCGCUAACUAGCUAAGCUGCUGUGAGACGCAGCUCAUUUCCCCUUCCUAAAGGUAGAAUGGCAGGCGACGCCAGUGGCAUUCCUGAACUGGACCAAGAUAAAUAUGAUGCAGAUGAAGAAGUCAAGAUAAUCUUCCUUGGAGACAGUGCAGUGGGAAAAUCCAAGUUGAUGGAGAGGUUUCUGAUAGACGGAUAGUAUCCUUUCUCACACUGGCGCUCUCAGCUAUGAUUUCUCUGUCAACCUAUGCUCUGACGCUCUACAAAUACACUACCACCAUCGACAGCAAGGCUGUAUUAGUAGCUGAUAUGAAGGUGACCCAGAGAAAAUGUAACUUUGCCAAGAAGCAGGGGCUUCCUUUGUACUUUGUAUCUGCUGCUGAUGGGACCAAUGUAGUCAAGAUGUUCAAAGAAACAAUCAAAAUGGCAAUGUCUUACAAGCAGAACUCUAGUGACUUCAUGGAUGAAGUAAUGCGGGAGCUGGAGAACUUUGAGCUGGAGCAGAAGAAGGAGUCGUCGUUAGAGAUGGCUGAGGGACUGAAACCAGAGAGCCCUGAGUCUGUCUGUCUGGCUGGAUGUUGAUGUGGGAUACAUUACCCUCACAUUAUGGACACAUUAUCUUUACAUUAUACUGGCAUUGUGAAUACGAGAGCUGUUUCUGACUGCACCGCAGCUAUGGAUG
This is a messenger RNA of Salvelinus sp. IW2-2015, 1199 nucleotides long. It is a transcript of the gene rabl2, whose product is annotated as RAB, member of RAS oncogene family-like 2. The record is from RefSeq and is a predicted model, not a curated record. Lineage: Eukaryota; Metazoa; Chordata; Actinopteri; Salmoniformes; Salmonidae.